UCUACAUGACUAAGUACAGCAGGAUUCUAAGAGUAGUUCAAUAUUUUAGUAGAGGCAUUCCAACACCUGCUUGAUUUUUCUGGAACAUCUCAGGAAAGUCAGAAGUCAACUAGAAGGUUACUAUUAGUUGGAAGGCAACACAUACAAGAAAGAAAUAGAAGAAAAUUUCUCUAAUUCCAGCCAAAAGGUUGAGUUUUGAAGAAAAGGAUCUUAUAAACAUCAAGACUUUCAAUGUAAUUUUCCCAUUAGGUAUAAAUCUGUACCAACAGCCUGUAUGUCUGUUCAGUGAUGGGUAUAAUUUGAUAAGAAACUUAGAAAAGCUUAUAAUACAAUUUAGUUAAAUAUUUUCUAUACUGUUUAAAUUAGAAAACCACCCACACUGGAGUUAGCAUGUUUGAUCAGAUUUAACUCUUGAAAUGCAGAAAGACAUCUUACUUUGUGCUUCAAGAAUUUUAAAUAUAGUAGCAACACAGAACAAAAAAAAAAAAAAAGGAAAAACAGAGGAAUGGCAGGAAAAAGAUUUCCAUGUCUUGGUUUAGCUGUUGUACUAACUUAAACACUAAUGAAGCUCUCUGACACACUCCAACCUGACACUUUUUACUGUGCAAAUGAGAACUGUUCUUUUACUGUGUUCUAACUGAGCCUGCUUUGAGGAGAUUGUGCCAGAUGACCUGCAGAGGUUCUUUCUCAAAAUGAUCUAGAGGAACAAGAUGGAAUCUGUCUCAUCUUCUGACAGGCACAAUAUUGAAAGUGUCUUGUCUUCUAAUGGGCAUCCUGAUUUGAUUUUCUCCUUCCACACAGAAGGGAAAAAAAAGACAUUCUGACAUAUUGCAUUCCUGCUUGCAGUACUUUGGAUUAGGAUUAUUUCCAUUGUUUUAACAGAAAACUUCCCUGUUAUAAAAAUGCUGUUAUACUGAGCAAUGUAAUAUAUCCCAUGCCACAAAACUACAGUUAUUUCCCAUUCAGGUGGCGCCUUUCUUUCACACACAAAGAUAUCUAGAUUGGCCUUUAACAAUAGCAAUGCAUUGUCUGUGUUAGGGUGGUGGGCCUCCCGGGCAGCAUGUGGGAGUGGGAAGAGGCGAGCAGCCCCGGCUGCAGGGCGAUCAGGCCGAGGAAGCCGCUGGGCUGCGCCUGCAAUCGGUGCGUUGCCCCUUUAAUUGUGUCCCCAGCCCUCGGGCGUCUCUGUCCAACGCCCACGUCAGCAAAUACCUUUUGUUUCUCUCACGUUCGGGCUUCCAGGGCUCGGGGCUGCGGGACCGGCGCGUCGCCUUCAGCCACGGCGAGCCCCGACGCGGGGCCCGGGACCCCGCAUCCACCGCCCGCUCCCCUCGGCUCGGCGGCAGCCGCCCGCAGGACCCAGCCGAGCAAGCCUUCCUCUUACUCCCUGACUGGAAUGGAGAUUUCUUCCCACCAGUUUCACCUCCUAGAGCAGCUAAACGAACAGCGGAAGCAAGACUUGUUCUGUGACUGCAAUAUCCUGGUUGAGGGAAAGGUCUUUAAAGCACAUCGCAAUGUGCUGUUUGCCAGCAGUGGCUAUUUCAAAAUGCUCCUUUCGCAGAGCUCGAAGGAGACGAGUCAGCCAACAAUAGCUACUUUUGAGGUCUUUUCUCCAGAGACAUUUAUGGUUAUCCUGGACUUUGUGUAUUCGGGUAUAUUGUCUUUAACCGGUCAAAAUGUGAUUGAAGUAAUGUCAGCUGCUAGCUACCUGCAGAUGACAGAUAUUCUCAAUGUCUGUAAGACGUUCAUUAAGUCCUCGCUGGAUAUUAACGAAAAGGAGAAGGAUCAUUACCUCAGCCUUUCAGCCAAAAGUACAAACAGUGAACCUGUGCGUCCAUCACUUUAUCGGUCAAGAAGGAAAGCAAAGAGCAACCCCAGGCGUUCCUAUUCAAUCCCAGAAGAAAAGGCUAAUACAGUGAAUGAAAAUUCCUGGAGCAGUUACAGCAGCUACCUAUCCUCACAGGUGAUUCUUCAGCAGGCAGAAACACAGCUAUCGAAAAGAGGCAGAAAACAGGCCUCAACGAGAAAGCGCCGAAAGCACCUCGGGCUGUCACAGACCCGUGAUUUUGUGCAGUAUAAAUCGAACAAAGUUGAGCGGGCCAGCGGAGGUUGCAGUGCGUCGGAUCCCAGCCACAUCUCUCAGGUUAGAGAGGAGGAUGAAUUCAAUGCCGAGAAUAACGUUGAUCAUGAUGAUUACAGAUAUAAUCACGAAUCAGAAGUGAUACCAAAGAGGUGGACUGUUGCUCAGCUAGAACAAGAACUUUCAAGAACUCCUGAGUUCAUGGAAUUAAAGGCAGAAGAACUGACCACCUCAGUGCCCGCAAUUUUAGGUAUAAUGGGUAGUUGGAACGAAGCAGAUGACCUACCUCGGAUGCGAUUCAAAUGCCCCUUCUGUACGCACACGGUGAAACGACGCGCAGACCUGAAGCGACAUCUUCGGUGUCACACAGGGGAGCGACCGUACCCAUGCGAAGUGUGCGGGAAAAGGUUCACCCGACUAGAGCAUUUACGUAACCACUUCCAAACGAUACAUCAAGCUUGCAAACUGAUCUGCAGAAAAUGCAAGCAUCACGUAACUGAACUAACAGGAUGUGUUGUUCAGCAAGGAACGAGACGCUACAGACUGUGCCAUAAGUGUCUGGCAGAAGCUAAUUUUGAUAGCAUCCCUGACGACUUAGAUGCAGAACAUUCUCCUGUCUCCUCCAUGGGAAACAAACGUUCCAAAUGGGCUUCAGAGGAGGAACAGAAAUCAGAUGAAGAGACGAUGGAGGAGGAACCGUAUAAUCUGGUUGUCCGACAUGUUAAUGAUGAUACUCCAGAUGAGGUAGAUGAAAAGGUGAAACCAAAUCUUAGAGGGCUGGGCAAAAGGAGAGGACUCCCCCGCCACCGCCCUUCAGCCCCAGCGCCAUCUCCUCAGCGGCCCCGGCUGCCGCCUCCGGCUCUGCGGAGAGAACAAAGCCGCCUCAACUCGACGCCUGAUUGGCUAAUCCCAGUCGCUUGACCCAGCCAGCCAAUGAGGUGCCAACCCUGCCGGUGAGGGGGCGGUAGCCGCGCUCUGCCCGGCUGAGGGGCCGCGGCGCCGGGGGGAGCUGCCGCCCGCCGCGGCCCUCACCUCCCGGCGGGAGCCGUGGCCCGCCGUGCCGGGGGAGGGCCCGGAGUCGUCCAUUUCGAGGAACGCCGGCAGGCGGGCGCAAGCCUCGCUGUCCCUCUGCAGCGCUGCUGUGUCUGGCCAGGCACUGUGCUGGGCCUGUGCUGGGGCCCUGGGGCUUCUCCUGAGGAGGGAGGAAAACCCAGUGUGUAAAAAUCAUACCUCUUUUUAUACCAUCAGAUAGGCCUAUCGCUGUUCUUAUUUAUUAAAAAGUCUGUUCGCCUUAGCAGAGA
Messenger RNA from Tyto alba (common barn owl), 3378 nucleotides. Its product is annotated as zinc finger and BTB domain-containing protein 8A. The record is from RefSeq and is a predicted model, not a curated record. The transcript has 5 exons. Gene Ontology annotation, molecular function: RNA polymerase II cis-regulatory region sequence-specific DNA binding; DNA-binding transcription factor activity, RNA polymerase II-specific; protein binding. Lineage: Eukaryota; Metazoa; Chordata; Aves; Strigiformes; Tytonidae. Bases 1061 to 2998 code for a protein of 645 amino acids. Gene Ontology annotation, biological process: regulation of transcription by RNA polymerase II.